AAACUAUGGCGGAGAGUGGAUCAGUAGUGGUAGGCGAUCUAACGGGAAAGGAGCGAAGUGUGGUGAAAGUCAAGCCUGAAGACUAUGAGCUGGUGGAUAAGGAUUUCACUGCAGUCAAGAUCAUCUGCCUGGGAGACAGCGCCGUAGGGAAAUCAAAGUUGGUUGAGAGGUUUCUUGUGGACGAGUUUAAGUCCCAACAACAGUCAACGUAUGCUGUGACUCUGUACAAAUAUGAGACAAAGGUCAGAGGAGAAAAGGUCAUAGCAGAUUUCUGGGACACUGCCGGGCAAGAGAGAUUCAACAGUAUGCACACUUCCUACUAUCACCAAGCACAUGCCUGCAUACUCGUAUUUGACGUGACUCGUAAGAUAACUUACAAGAACCUGCAGCACUGGUACUCUGAGCUGAGACAGAAUCGCCCCGAUAUCCCCUGCAUCCUGGUGGCCAACAAGAUUGAUGUGGAUUAUAAGGUGACACAGAAGAGCUUCAAGUUUGCCCGCAACAACCAUCUUCCCUUCUACUUUGUGUCUGCAGCUGAUGGCACCAAUGUUGUCAAG
Molecule: messenger RNA, 557 nt
Organism: Geodia barretti
Lineage: Eukaryota; Metazoa; Porifera; Demospongiae; Tetractinellida; Geodiidae
Source: the annotation of a GenBank genome assembly